Messenger RNA from Malassezia japonica, 156 nucleotides. RefSeq lists its product as uncharacterized. The record is from RefSeq and is a predicted model, not a curated record. The transcript is spliced from 2 exons. Bases 1 to 156 code for a protein of 51 amino acids. Lineage: Eukaryota; Fungi; Basidiomycota; Malasseziomycetes; Malasseziales; Malasseziaceae.
AUGAACCGUACGUUGGAAGAUGCCGCGAACCCCACCUAUGGACUUUUGGAUAAUAUUUUGACCAACAUGACCUUUCAACUCUGGCCGCUGGUCGCUGGCACGCACUAUCGGAGGGUGCAGCAGGCCUACCUGUGCCUCGAGAUCCAGGGCGCGUAG